Molecule: messenger RNA, 3215 nt
Organism: Benincasa hispida (wax gourd)
Lineage: Eukaryota; Viridiplantae; Streptophyta; Magnoliopsida; Cucurbitales; Cucurbitaceae
Product: nucleoside diphosphate kinase 3-like
Biological process (GO): GTP biosynthetic process; CTP biosynthetic process; UTP biosynthetic process
Molecular function (GO): nucleoside diphosphate kinase activity
Source: RefSeq, a predicted model, not a curated record
AACCCCUUUUUUCUCUCUUUUUCUCUCUCUCUCUCUCCCUUCACUUCAGCUCUCUCAACUCAACGCAACAACCCCACUCUUUCUCUCUUCUUCCCCUCAAAUUUCCCUCAGUUCUUCAAUAUGAGUUCCAAGAUCUGCAGAUCUGCCUCCAGAGCCGCCAGGUCCAUCCUGAAUGCUUCCCGGAGCUCUCGAGCUUAUUCCACUGGAAGCAGAGCCGUGGCUUCCGCAGCAGCAGUAUCGCUAAGAGAAAAGUUGCCUUCUCUUGCUUCGAUGUUUGAGAAUGCCGGUUCUGGAUACGCAUCUAGAGGAUGGAUUUCGGGACUGCUUGCCCUUCCUGCUGGAGCUUUCAUGCUCCAGGAGCAGGAAGCACAUGCUGCAGAGUUUGAGCGCACGUUUAUAGCCAUCAAGCCAGAUGGUGUACAGAGAGGGCUGAUAUCAGAAAUCAUAUCCCGUUUCGAAAGGAAAGGGUUUAAACUCGUAGGCAUUAAAGUUAUUGUCCCUUCAAAGGAAUUUGCUCAGAAGCAUUAUCACGAUCUGAAGGAAAGACCCUUCUUUAAUGGCCUCUGUGAAUUUCUGAGCUCUGGCCCCGUCAUUGCAAUGGUUUGGGAAGGCGAGGGAGUAAUCAGAUAUGGACGAAAACUUAUUGGAGCAACAGAUCCACAGAAAUCUGAGCCCGGUACCAUUAGAGGAGAUCUAGCUGUUGUAGUUGGCAGGAACAUCAUCCAUGGAAGCGAUGGACCAGAGACUGCAAAAGAUGAGAUCAAGUUAUGGUUCAAGCCAGAGGAAUUGGUUAGUUACACAAGCAAUGCAGAGAAAUGGAUCUAUGGAGAUAACUGAUGAGUUUUCCUUUCCCUUUUUCUUUUUAUUGUCAUUCUUCCUUUGGGUUUGGGUUUUUACUCGAGCUAGGCAACAGUACCCGUGAAUAGAGCGUCGGGUAUUUUCAUAAUUAAUGCGAAUAAAAUUAUGCGCUGAGCCCAGGCUAUGAAUGGCGGCUCAUUGAUAUGCUACAACAACACCAAACAGUUUUUUCUUAGAGUAUUACCAUAUAAUAAACAAACAGUUGAAUAGUAUAACUUAGUUGCUGAUAUAAUAUCCAGAAUUUUGAUUCUUCAUUGUUACAACUUUCUCUUUUCAUUUCCUUUUUUAAUUCAAUUUUUGUUUUUAUAUUUUAAUUUUUUAUUAGGAUACAAGGAAAAAUCCACAAAACCACUUAAACCGACCAAAACUGCUAUUGAUUCAGGUUAAAACCAAUUUGGUAUGAUUUGACAGUUUUAGUUAUAUACGAUCAGGUUUGGGUUUGACAACGUUUUAAUUGAAAUAGAUCGAGCUUACUAAUAAUAUUUGUACUAAGAAUUGAUAAUUACAUCACAUACCAUAUUUGAAAUCAUGAAACCUUUUUUUUUAAUACAAAAUUUGGGGUGGGGGAUCAAACUUUGGACAUAUUGAUAGAUAGUUAUACUCAUGUUGGCUUUGAAGUCUUGCGUUUAAUUUGUGUAAAGAAAACUCAUCUGUUUAUUUAUUUAUACUUAUAUUUCCUGAUAUUUCCCAUCUAGCAAAUUCACACAAGCAUAAACCAUCUAGCCAAACUAUCAAUUUGUUCGUUCAAUGUGGUUCGGUUUGCACGUUUUUGGUGGUUCGGUUCAAUCACCCGUAUGUAAUAAUUUGAUUGUAAAAGAAAAUAAAGGAAAAACAACCAAAGUUAACAUGACCAAAUGGUAUUGAAGUUAUUAUUCAACUUCAAACAUUUUUUACUGACAAAAAAAAACUUUUAUUUAUUCAUAUACUACUGUUUGAUGUUUAUGAGUCAUAUUAAAUUAUUAAGGUUGUUUACUUAGAUAAUUUGGUCGGCGAAACAAAUAUAUUUCUAAAAGGAAAAUGAUUAAAAUAAAACUUGUGGAAUAUAUUAAUCUAAGCUUUGAAAAUAACAACAAUUUAAUUUGGGCCAGAGUUAAAUUGACCAACUGAGAUUGAAUAUUUCAGUACUUAAAACAAAAUGAAGAUUUUUUAUGGUUAACGUGGAGUUUGUAAUAGCUUUACAUUGUGAGUAAAUUUUCGAUUUGAUACGCAAAAGGAUUUGACAGAGAUGGGGAAUCGAGAUGAAUAAAAAUAAAGUUUUUUAGACCGAUAAAUUCAAGCUUAUUGAAUGAAGUGUAGUAACUUUAUCCACAUUUUUUCUCAUAUAAUUUUUUUUUAUUAAUAAUAUUUGCGUAGCAUAGUUCAACAGGUGUUUGCGACUGCACGUAUCUAAUUUGAAUCCCAAAACUUAACCAACAUUUUAAUACUACUUUCUAAGUUUCAACCUCACUUUGUCAGUAUGGUUUAAGCUAAAUAAUGAUAAAGAGAUAUGAACAUAAACAACUACUUGAAACGUUUCAUAUUUAUACUCAAUUUUAAUAUGGAAAAAUUGCGAGACAAAGAUAGAGAGAUAAAAUCUAAAUCGAAUAUGAAUAAAAAAAAAUAUAUGGAAAAAUAUGUGGAAGACUUUGUGGUCUUUUAGCAAUACCUCCCAAAUAAAAAAUUUUCCUUUGGAGGGCUUGUCUAAACUCUUAACACACUUCCCACACGUGAAGUUCUUGCAAGUCAUUAGAUUUCAUCCGUUUAGAUGUGCCCUUUGAGUCAUUGUGAAUCUGAAUCUAAUAUUUAUGCUCUAUGAUUUUGCAAGGGAAGUAGAAAUAUGGUCUUCUUGAAUCCCCAGCUUGCUUCUUUAUGACAUUCUUCACAUUGAUUAUGCUUCUCUCUUUUGUAGGGUAAUCGAGAUUCUCGAUUCCCAGGAUCUUAGGAUAUUCUUCAUGAUCACAUCCUCAAUAUGGCAUCGAUUCCCAGGAUCUUAGGAUAUCCUUCUCCCUGAAUUUUGUUGGUGGGGAGUUGUUUGAUAGCUUGUCUACUCCUUAACUGUGAGGCAGGCUAGCCAGGAUCCUCCUACCACAGAUGGGUCUAAACGAACGACCCCUUUUCAAGAGGUUUUUUAAGGUGAAUUAUGAUGUAACUAUUCGAAGUGGUGAGUUAGAACUUAGAGUUGUUGUUUGCCAUUCCAGUGGCAAGAUCUUCAUGGUCAUGGAAAAGUUCCACCCUCUCAUUGGUUAUGUGGAGCUCGUUGAAGUUUUGACCCUCUUAAGAGGCCAUUUCCAAAGCUUUGAAUGUCGACAUUCAUCCUUUAAAGGUCUUUUGACGAACUCUUCUCGAUAUUUUAGUGAGAAAUGGUUUUUUCAUGGAUU